Molecule: messenger RNA, 523 nt
Organism: Oppia nitens
Lineage: Eukaryota; Metazoa; Arthropoda; Arachnida; Sarcoptiformes; Oppiidae
Gene: Uxt
Product: protein UXT-like
Exons: 2
Coding region: 1-474 (157 amino acids)
Source: RefSeq, a predicted model, not a curated record
AUGUGGUCAACCAAUGAAAAGGACAGUCAUUGUAACCAAAGUAUCACAUCUUUGACCAAAUAUGAACACUUCAUCAAUGAUGUCUUGAAGACUGAUCUCAAACGAGUCCACAAUCAAUAUCAACUCAUUUGCCAACAAUUGGCGCAAUACUUGCAAAUAAAACAAACGAUUAAAGCUAUUAAAGACAACCAUCUGAUAGUCACCGACGACAAGUGCAUUGAACCGUUGAAAUUGCAGACAGACUUGGGAUCAAACUUUUAUGUACAGACUGUAGUACCGAAAGCCGACAAAAUAUAUUUAAUGAUAGGAUUAGGAUUUUAUGUGGAACUGACUCUCGAAGAAGCACUCGAUUUGAUCGAUAAAAAAGAGAAGAUUUUUAAUCAAGAGCUGAUCCAUUUGUCAGCUCAGUCAUCGAAAAUCAAAGCCAACAUUAAAUUAGUCAUUCAUACUAUCGAUCAAAUCACUAGUUUGUGAUUUCAUAUCAUAAUUGUUUUGAUUGACAUUUAAUGCAACAAUUAUUAUA